Aureobasidium vineae is the source of this 1218-nucleotide messenger RNA. The record is from the annotation of a GenBank genome assembly. NCBI's taxonomy places the organism in Eukaryota, Fungi, Ascomycota, Dothideomycetes, Dothideales, Saccotheciaceae.
AUGGCCUCUUCACACCUGCCUCCUACCCCAGCCUCGUCGACGGAUAUCCGGGGCAAAGAGAAGCUCGUGCCUCUUGCUCCAGCUUUCACCCUCCCUCCCUCGGCCUAUGCCGAUGGCAGUGAUAGAGCCACCUCGUCACCUCUUUCAAGUCAUGGCUCCGACUCAUCGUACCACCCGCAUUCACCCGUGUCCCUGAACAACAAUGGAAGACGAAAGUCUACCGCUGCUCAGUCAACCUUGGCCAAAGCAGACGACACAUUUGCUCUUCCUCCUCCGCCGACUCGUAAUCGCAAGAUCAUCCAGAUGAAGCCAAAGGCUGCUGCUGGUGAGAAGCAGCCAGACCCUGAGGUCGAGGCAGCCCCAGCAAAGGCUACUGCUGGUAGAAAGAAGGGCGCCAAUGCCAGCAGCACAGCCGCCAGCCGCAAGGUGGCUCGCAAGACAGCACAUAGCUUGAUCGAGAGACGCCGACGCUCAAAGAUGAACGACGAGUUUGGCGUCCUCAAGGAAAUGAUCCCCGCCUGUCAAGGCCAAGAGAUGCACAAGCUGGCUAUCCUUCAGGCAAGCAUCGAGUACCUUCGAUACCUCGAGCGUUGCAUCACCGAUCUCAAAGCCGACAACACAGCUGUGAGACAGGGCUCGAUAUCACAGCCCACCGCUACUGCUGUUCCUACCCCACAACCCGCUACUGUCGUCGAUGAGCCCAUGGAGCCUGAAGAAGACGACGAUCAAGAGAUGUCCGACACAAACCACUCCACCGGUGCCUCCACACCCAACGGCCCACUCCUCUCGCACACACAAUCUCGAGAACCCAUCCCAUCUCUAGCCUCUCUACCAUCAAUGUCCCACUUCGGAUACAAGUCGCCUGCCAUCGCACCUUCUGAGGCUUCAUCCUCGCGACACUACAGCAUCUCUUCUGCGUCUCAGCCUUCCUUCUCUCCUUACAUCCACUCACAACAAGCAUCGCCGUUCUUCCUGCCGACCGCAGGUCUACAUGAGCCUGCUCCAUUCGCACUCACAAGCCCUGCACUGCGCGCUCAAGACUCAACCAUGCAUCAAAGACCAGCAGUCGUGGGUGAGGACGCAAGGGUCCGCGAACGUAGAGAAAAGGACUUGGACCGUGAAGCCAUGGCUGCUCUCCUGAUGCUGAAUUCUGACAGGAGAACAUACAAGGACAGAUCCGGCCGUGCUAUGAGUGUGCAAGAUCUGUUGAGCAACUAA